This is a messenger RNA of Cylicostephanus goldi, 414 nucleotides long. NCBI's taxonomy places the organism in Eukaryota, Metazoa, Nematoda, Chromadorea, Rhabditida, Strongylidae. The record is from the annotation of a GenBank genome assembly.
UUGCUCUUCAGCUAUGUUAUACAUUCAAGAUGCGACACAAAAUGUCAAUUUUUAGGUAUUGCACUGCUCGAUGCCGCAGGCGAAGUGAAAGGCAUAGCUGGGGCCUGUCCCACGCUACACAACAGCAAGCUCAUCAAGAUCGCUCCCGUAUUUGCCUCCAACCAAGAAGAUGCCAGCUAUCUCAUCAAAUGUAUAACGAAUAUGUAUCAUGAGCCAGACAACAAGUUUGUGCUUCAUGUUUCAACGGAAACCGCAGGAGAUUGGAUUUUGAAGAAGUGCCGGGAUGCGAAGAUCCCGCUCGCAUUUGUCGGAACGGCGGCUAACGCGACAUAUAACGGUAUCAUGUACAAGGAUCCCUGUAACACCGAGCGAAUGUUUCUCCCAAUGAAUUGUCCCAUAUAUUUCGAUAGAUAA